CUCUCCUUAAUUUUGGUUUUGUGGUUGCAAAAAGAGGAGAAUUUUUGGAACUCCAAUUCACCCCCCCUCUUGGAGUACAUUGAGUCAACAAUUGGUAUCAGAGUAAGGGCUCCAAUUUGAAGGUUUAACCACCUAGGAGUUGAUCGAGAAUGGCUCAAUUUCUAUCUUCUCAACCACUUGAAGGUUUGUCUACCACUAAACCUCCUUUCUUUGAUGUUGGGGAAAGUGAGGUGCCAAAGGAAGAAGUUGAAUGGAAUGAUGAAGGCUUGGUGAAGAUCAUGAUCAACAACAAAGCAAUCAAUAUGCUUCAAUGUGCUCUCAAUCCAACGGAAUUCCAUAGAGUAUCCAGAUGUAAUACGGCCAAGGAGAUAUGGGACAUGUUGGAGAUGAAACCGGAGGAAAGCAUUCAAGAUAUGUAUACAAGAUUGAAUUAUAUAGUCACCAAUCUCAAGGCUCUUGAGUCUAAGGAUCUCAACACCCUCAAGCUUGAAGAUCUCAUUGGAAAAUUGAUGACAUAUGAGAUAGAAGUUCAAGUUGAUGGUGGAGUUGAAAUAGUUGAGAAGAAGAAGAAGAAUGUUGCUUUCAAGGCUAGCAACAAAAAGGAAGAAAGUGAAGAUGAUGCUAGUAAUGAUGAGUCUAGCAAUGAGGAGGACAUCACCAAAUUGAUUUCAAAGGAAGUAAAGAGAUUCAUGAAGAAGAACAUAAAGAGCAAGCUUGCAAAAAGAGAUGAAGGAGAGUCUACCAAAAGGAGUGUGAAAUGCUAUGAGUGCAACAAGAUGGGGCACUAUAGAAAUGAAUGUCCCAAAUUGAAGAAGGGUGAAAGGAAACACAAGAAGAGCAUGAAGAAGAAAGCUUUUACCGCCACUUGGAGCAAUGAUGAGACUAGCUCAAUGAAAAGUGAAAGCUCCUUGGAAAAUGGUGUUGCAAAUCUUUGCUUCAUGGCUCAAGAGGAUAGCUACAAUGAUGAGGAGGUAAACUCUAACUUCUCUAGUUCAAUUAAUGAAAGUUCAUUUGAGUAUUCUUAUGAUGAUUUAUGCAAAGUUCUUGAUUGCUCUAUGAAUGACAUUAAGAAACUAGGAAAUGAGAAUAUUGCUCUUACUAAAACCAUUUCAUUGCUUAGGAAUGAGAUUGAAUCUCUCUUAAAACAAAAUGAGGUUUUAGUUAAAGAGAAUCCUUCUUUAAAUGGUGAGAUUGCUUCUUUAAAGAAUGAGGAGUCUAAUAAUGCUUUGAAAAAGGAAAAUGAGGAUUUAAAGAAAGGAAAUGAAGAUUUAAAGAAGGAAAAUGAGGUUUUAAAGAAAAAAGCUUAUGAUCUUGAGAAUGUGAUUUCCAAAUUUACUUUGAGUAAAGAAAAAUUUGAUUAUAUCUUAAAAUCUCAAAAAAGUAUUUAUGACAAAGGGGGCAUUGGAUUUGAUUAUUCUAAAAAGCAAAAGACUUUCAAGAAUUCUUUUGUAAGAGCAAGUCAAUCAUAUCAUCCUAAUGUUACUUGCUAUUGUUGUGGUGCAAAUGGACACUUUGCCUAUGUAUGUCCUUUGAAGAGAUUGAUAGCUCAAGGCCAGUGGAGCCGGCUCAACCAUUUUCACAGCCAGCUCAACCCAAAAACCCGAGAGUCUUCUCUCUCUAAAGUUAAGCCAGCUCCAGGACUAGAGCCGGCUCUCCUACAACUUUUUAAAUCAUUCGGGCUUCUCUCUCUUCAAACCAGAUUGUCUAUGAUUUUGAUGAUUAUAUGCUCUUAUUGAGGGGGAGUUUAUUGGUUGAUGAUUGUAUUCAUGACUUUGGUUGUCUAUGGUGCUAUAUUGAUGAUGAUUGAUGAGUUUAUUCAUUUCAUAUUCUUGAUGCUUUAAAGGUUAAUAGCAUGAAUUAAGGGGGAGUUUAUUGCUUAUGUUUAUAUACUUUUUGAUGAAUGACAAAAAGGGGGAGAAAGUAUGCUGAAUUCUAAUAAUUUUCUAGAAUGUCUUAAUGUGUUAAUGUCAUUUUCUUGGUGCUGAAAUUUUGAGGUUAAUACUGAAGUAUAUAUGCUUUAUGAUCAAAGUGUUUUGUCAUCAUCAAAAAGGGGGAGAUUGUUGUACCUAUGAUUUUGAUGAUUACAAAACACAUUUGAGUGACUAAUUGAUUUAUUUAAGAGUGUAGUUAAAUUGCCAAUAUAUUGCAAAGUAAGCAAAAUGAGAUUGCAUUAAAAAGGGCUCAAAGGGUAAAAAUGUGCAGAGAGUCGGCUUAAGAAAAUUGCAGUUGGCUCUAGGAAGCAAAAGUGCAGAGAGUCGGCUGCAGAUUUUGUUGAACCGGCUCUACAGGCAAGAAAUUCAACUAUUGUUUUUGGCACACGUGAAAAAUGGAAGCAGAGCCGGCUCUAACUUUGUAGCCGACUAUGAGGGCGAAUUUAAUGCACAACGGUCGACUUAUUUGAAGAAUAU
Messenger RNA from Rubroshorea leprosula, 2408 nucleotides. Lineage: Eukaryota; Viridiplantae; Streptophyta; Magnoliopsida; Malvales; Dipterocarpaceae. The record is from the annotation of a GenBank genome assembly.